This is a messenger RNA of Plasmodium gallinaceum, 3174 nucleotides long. Its product is annotated as perforin like protein 2, putative. The record is from RefSeq and is a predicted model, not a curated record. Lineage: Eukaryota; Apicomplexa; Aconoidasida; Haemosporida; Plasmodiidae. The transcript has a single exon. Gene Ontology annotation, cellular component: membrane. Gene Ontology annotation, molecular function: wide pore channel activity. The coding region runs from base 1 to 3174 and encodes 1057 amino acids.
AUGAGAAAACUCAUAGAAUUUUUUAUUUCUCACCUACUUUAUUUUUUUAUAAAAAAUAUAAACUGUGAAAUAAAUAGUAAUUUACUUAAUUACCAAAAAGAUGUCACAGAUGUAACUCCAGAAAAUUUCAUUUCUUCGAAUAUCAUAAACGAAGAAAAUUCAUAUAUAAUAGAUUUAAAUUCAGUUAAUAAAAAUAAAAGAUUAAAAAAUAAUUACAGUAAAUUGUUAAAUAAUGCAUUAUACAAUUAUGGUAAUACUGAAACUUUAAGAAAUGUGCUUGAUAAAGGUAAUAAUAUCAAUGAAAAAGCAAAAUUACAUGAAGAAAGAAAUUUUGAAAAAGAAAGCAGAAAAAUCGGUUCUAGUUUUAUGCUUAUAAAUAAACAUAAUACAGAAAAUGAUUUAUUUAAGAAAAAUGAGAACGAAAAAUAUGAUAAAUUAUAUAGUGAAAAAAUAACAGAAAAAAAUUGCAGAAAAAUACAAAAGGAAAAAUCUGAUAAGAAAGGAUUUAUAGAAAAAAAUGAUAAUGAAGUGAUAAAUAAUUCAAAACCAAACCAAUUAACUAAUGAAGCUUCAUGUAAGAACAUCUCAAAAAAAAAAAAAAAAACUGUUGAGCCUAUAUUAUAUAAAUAUACAGAUUAUAAUUCUAAUGUAGGUGAUAAAAUUAAUAGCAAUUUUAAAAAAACUCAAGAAGAAAAAAAUAUUUCCUUGCACGAAAAUUAUACAAUAAAUGAUGAAAACAGAAUUAAAAGUCUGAAAAAUUCAAGGGAAAAAUUGAAUCUUCUUUUUUUAGGUAAUAUUACCAAUGAUUAUACAGGUAAUAAUUAUUUCGAAAUAGAUAAGUAUGUUAAACUAGAAUAUCCAAUAAAUAACAAAAAAAAAAGAAAAAUAAAUAAAUAUGCUCAUAGAGACAUGAAUCAAAUAAACAAUAAAAUAAAUAAAAAAUCAGUAUUUAAUAAUAAUAAUUUAAAUUUCAUAAAAUAUACUGAUGAUGAAGACAAUAAUUCAAAAGAAAAUGAAGAUAAUGAAAAUUAUGUUAUAGAUGAUUCUGAUCUAUUAGAUAUACUAAAAGAUGGAUAUAAACCAGACAAUAUUGUAUGUACAAUAAAAAAAAAUAAAAACCCUGAAAGGAAAAAGAAAAUAGAUGAAGAAAAUUAUGAAGAUUUUGACUUAAAAGAUGCCUUAAUUGACGAUAUAGAUAAUAAAAACAUAAAAUCCAUUGAAGAUAAAGAAAAAAAUGAACAUAAUAAGAACAAGAAACCAGAUAAUACAAAUAAUGAUAUUUAUUCUAAAUUAAAAUUAAAUAAUCCAGACACUCAUUUAUCCUUAAAAUAUCUUGGAUUAGGUUAUGAUAUAAUUAUGGGGAAUCCAGAGGGAGAUCCUACUCUAAAUAUUGACCCAGGAUUCAGAGGACCAGUACUUCAAAUAAACCUUGAAAAGAUAAAUUUAAAUAAUAAUAAUAUUAACAUUAAUAAUAAUAAUAAUAAUAAUGAUAGUAAGAGAUCAACUCCCUGGGUAAUUCCUGAACAUUCAUGUAGUCAAUCAAGAAAUGUAGAAGAAAUAAGAAAUUUAGAGCAAUAUAAGUUAGAAUUAUUAUCAGAUGUUAAAGUAAGUACAGCAUCAAUUUUUCCAUAUUCUUUCUCGGCUUCCGUGGAGUUUAAGAAUGCAUUAGAAAAAUUAAAAGUACAAAAUAAUGUAAUAUUUUUGAUGAAAAUUUACUGCUUAAGAUACUAUACGGGGAUACCAACUACAACAUUAUGGAAAUUUACGGAUCAUUUUAAAAAAGCUUUGAAUAAUUUGCCUUCUACAUUUGAUGGGUUAAAAGAGGGUAGUUUAUGUACUUAUGAAGAUUACAUAAAUAAAAUAAAUACCCCUGAAUGUGAAGAGAAUGUAAAUAAAUGGAUAAUUUUUUUUAAGCUUCAUGGUACUCAUGUAGCUCACGAAAUCUAUUUAGGGGGAAAAAUUAUACUAAAAAUGAAUAUAGAUAAAAAUGAAUAUAAUAAAUUGAAAGAAAAUAAUUUAAGUAUGAAACCAUUCUUUAAUUUUUAUUUUCAUAAAAUGGGAUUAUCUUCGAGUUUUAGUAAACAAACUCAAAGCAUAUUAUCCAAAUUUAAUAUAUCAAAAAAUAUAUCAAUUCUAGGUGGAAAUCCUGGUUUAGAUGUAGAAAAUUCUUCUUUUUUUGAAAGAUGGGUUAAUUCUAUUGGUAGAAAUUCAAUGCCUAUUAGAACAAAACUGUUACCAUUUAGCUUUUUUAUGAAAGAUCCCAAUAUGAUACAAGCAUAUAAAGAUGCAUUAACUUUUUAUGGCUUAUCUUAUGGUGUUAGAAUUAUUGAUCAGGAAAAAUAUAAUAAUGGUGUAUUGUCUAUAGGUGAAUAUCUAGAAAAGUGUACUCAAAAAUUAUAUGCUGGGCCUCCACCUGGCUUAUUAACAUGCCCAAUCGGAAGUAGUCUUCUGAUGGGUUUUUCCAUAAAUUUAGAUUUUUAUAAAAGUAAAAAACUAAGCAAUACUAUUGGUAUGAUUAGUUGUGAGCAAAUGAAGGAAUCUUGUAGUGGAAAUGGAUUUGAAAAUAAUUAUUCAGAUACAAGAAUAUGGGGUUUAUGCUCAAAUAAUCCAUUAGAAUUUAUUACGCAAGUAGUUCAACAAGGUGAAUCUCCUAAAGUGACAGCAACCUGUCCAAGAGGUUUGGUUAUUUUAUUUGGUUUUGCUUUAAUGAAAGGUAUGGGAUCAUCUUCUGCUAAUAAUGUGGAUAUAUAUCCUUGCCGUACUGGCCAAACCAGCUGCUCUGCUGUUUUACAAAAUAGUAAAUUUAAACAGAGUAUGAUAUAUGUUGCUUGUGUAGACAGAACAACAAAUGGAUUAGAACAUAUACAAACAUUUAGUCAAAUAAAAAAUAUGGGAUAUGUUGUUCCAAGUAAAUUUAAAGAAGAUGGAUAUCUGAAUUUUUCCUGUCCUAGUAAUAAUACAUUAGUAUUUGGUUUUUCUUUAGAGUUCCAUACUAAUUUUCCUAGUACUAGAAAUAACUUUUUAUAUUGCUCAAAGUUUACCAAUAGCUGUGAGAUAGGGGGAAUAGGAAUCAAUACUAGGUUAUCAUUUUUUAGAGCAGAUAUGCACUCAUUAGCUAUAAUAGCAGUUUGUCGUUCACACAUUGAAGAGAAUAAAACAAAUAAAAAUGAAUAA